Leptopilina heterotoma is the source of this 3240-nucleotide messenger RNA. RefSeq names its product DNA helicase MCM9-like. Bases 289 to 2154 code for a protein of 621 amino acids. The record is from RefSeq and is a predicted model, not a curated record. Gene Ontology annotation, biological process: DNA replication; double-strand break repair via homologous recombination. Lineage: Eukaryota; Metazoa; Arthropoda; Insecta; Hymenoptera; Figitidae. The transcript is spliced from 11 exons. Gene Ontology annotation, cellular component: nucleus; MCM complex. Gene Ontology annotation, molecular function: ATP hydrolysis activity; single-stranded DNA helicase activity; ATP binding.
AAAGACUUUAGGAAAAUGUCGACUUCGUUCAUUUAAAAACGUAAACAAUGCAAGCACAGGAUUUUUUACACACUUUCCUUUUUAUUAUAUUUUAAUUUAAUAAUUGUAAAUGUAGGAAUUUUUAUUCUCAGAAAUCAUUAUAAAACUAAUCCUUAUUUCAGUCAUUUUUCAAACAUGUGAUUGUCAAUUUAAGAAUUCAGUUUUAUUAUCAGUUAAACUUAGUUGAACAAAAUUAUAAUACAACACCGGCCGGUCAAUUUGAUUGAAAUUCAUCAGGAUUUUCGCAAAAUGCUUGACGAAUUUUUAGAAGAAUAUCAUUUUGAUGAUCUACAGAAAAUAUUGAAUAAUUCUGAGGAUUGUAUUCAUUAUAGUAUACAUGUAAAUUUUCUAGAUCUAAUUAAAGAGAAUCCUGAUGUGGGACGAAAAGUUUUACAUAAUCCUAGACAUUAUUUGCCUUUGUGCAAUGCUUCCAUUGUAUCAGUUCAGAAAAAAUUGGUUUCUGGUAAACAAACGGUAAAAUCGAGGGUUCACUUGAGAAUUAUCGGUGUCCCGGUGAAAGAACAUUCCGAAACUAUUGGGGAAUUAGUGUCAAUUUGCGGAAUUGUUGUGCGAAUGUCACAACCUGUUGUUACAAAAUUAUCGAAACAGUACAAUUGCCGAAAAUGCAAACACACAAGUGUAGUGAAUAUGUUGUGGGAGAGAAAUGUUGUUCCUUUAUUAAAAGAAUGUAAAGCUUGUAAAUCGAGUAAUAUUGAUCAAGUUUCUAGUCUACGACAAGAGAGUUGUUCAGAUCAUCAGGAAAUCAAAGUUCAGGACAAGUCUCAGCCAGAUUCGAACAGUAGCAGUGUAACCGGAUGGCAGGUUGUUUUACUAGAUGAUUUAGUCGAUAAAUGUAAACCAGGAGAUCAAGUUGAAAUAAAUGGUGUUUUCGUGAAACGAUGGAUCACAUCAAUAACUGAGAAAACAGUGGGAUCAACGUUUAUGUUAGCAAAUAGUGUUUCUGUUCAUCGGAAAGUAUCUGAAUUGACAUCUUCCACGAAAGAAAUGAAGGAAGCUUUUAGUCACUUCUGGGAAGCACACGCUGAAAAUCCUCUUGUUGGAAGAGACAUUAUUCUCGCUUCAAUUUGUCCUCAAAUUUAUGGAAUGUACGUUUUAAAAUUGUCAUUGGCUGUUGUUCUUGCUGGAGGAGUAACAAAAACUAAUGCUACAGGAAUAAAUAUCCGAGGUGAAUCACAUUUAUUAAUGGUGGGUGAUCCAGGAACUGGAAAAUCUCAAAUUCUCCGUACAGCUACGCGUUUGGUUGUUCCUUCUAUCCGUACAACUGGAAUUGGUUCAACUUCAGCUGGACUGACUGCAGCAGCUGUUAAAGAUUCAGAUGGUUGGCAUUUGGAGGCAGGAGCUUUAGUUUUGGCAGACGGGGGUAUUUGUUGUAUCGAUGAAUUCACGACAAUGAGUGCUCACGAUAGAGCUUGUGUUCAUGAAGCAAUGGAACAACAAACAAUAUCAAUAGCAAAAGCUGGAAUUGUCAGUACGUUAAAUUCACGAUGCAGCGUAAUUGCGGCUAUUAAUCCAGAAGGUGGUCAUUUUAAGGGCGAUGAAGAAUAUAAAACACGACUUGGAAAUCCUUUGAUUUCACGUUUUGAUCUCAUUCUUCUAUUGAAGGAUUCGCGAAGUUUAUCUUGGGACAGUAUGAGUACGAAACAUAUUUUAAAGGCUUAUGGCAGAUCACCUGAUGAUGCAAGCAGACGAAAUUCGAAUGAAGGUGCGGAAUCGAAUAUCUGGAAGGAGGAUGACAUUCGAGAAUAUUUAGCGCAUAUUCAUUCUUUGAAACCGUUAAUGACAGAAGAGGCUGAAAAAGUUUUACAAGCGGUAUUUGUACAUUAUAGAUAUGAUCCGAAAAGAGAAACUGAACGUAAAACUGUUCGUAUGAUGGAAAGUCUAGUUAGAUUAGCAGAAGGACAUGCACGACUAAUGUACAGAUCAGAAGUCAUUCUCAUGGAUGCAAUUAUCGCCGCUCAAUUAGUUGGUUCAGCGUCAGGUUUAGGUAAAGAAGUUGGUUCACCUUUUCCCGAUGAUCCAAUGGCCAAUUAUUACGAAGAAGGUUUGGAACUUUUGCAUAAUAUUGGUCUAGGUGAAUUACGAUCGUUUCUAUAAGUAUUGGAUUUUUCUUUCAAAGAAAAAAAAAUUUAAACAGAUUUAACAAAGAGGUAAAGAUUUUGUUUUCUCCUAAAAAAUAAAUGAUACGGUGACGCAUUAUAUUGAGAUAACAAUAUAGGCCUAGCAUUAUAAUAUAAAUAAACACACGUUCAUGUCACACAAAUAGUAAUAAUUUUGAUUCACAUUCAAUGGCUUUUUUUUGUAACGUUAAUUAUAACAUAUUUAGUUGAAUUUUAUUAUUAUCAUUACAAUUUUAAAUAUAGUAACAUUUUCUUUUUUUUUAUAAUAAAUAUCAUAUUUUUAUAUUGAAUUUUUCUUGAAUACAUUAACAUUAGUUUCUCCCAAUCAUUCCAGUUUAUAUGUAAGGACGGCUGUUAUUUAUUUUUAUAUUUGCUGUGCAAAUUUUCUUUUUCUUGGUGCCUCUCGCUUAUCACUAAAAACUGGAUGAUAAUUUAUAAAUUCUCAUUUAUUUCAUUUACAGACUUUAGUAUAGCAAUAGAUUUCAUUUUUCCCGGGAAAAGUUAAUUUAUGUCACGUACGUGUAAUAUUUGAUUAAAGUUCUCAAUGUUUAUGAUCAAUAAUUUUUUUUGUAAAGAAAACUUUUUACAUUCUCAUUUUUUUAAUAUGAGAUUUAAUAAAUUAUUAUUAAAGUAAAUAAUUAAUUGAAUUUUUCCUUCAAUUUAUUUUUGCCCUUUUUUAGACUGGAAUACUUCUGCCUUUUAAUUAUUGAUUAGGAACGUUGAGAAUUUUAUCGUAAUAAUUAUUUACCCUAAAACUCUAGUCACUGAAGGUCAUUAAAACUAGAAAAUUUGGAAUAUUCCUUUUUUAAAAUCAAAGUAAAAUAUUCAAUGACAUUUAGAAAACGCUCACACUAAAGAAUCAAAGUAGAAAGAAGAACAAAUAACAAGUAUUCACAAUUAUAUGAAAAACAAUUUUUCAAAUCUCACUUUGAUUUUCAAUUAAUAAAAUUCAAAAUAGCGUCCUUCCGAAAAUUGACGUCAGUAGUUGUGUUUUUAUCAUGUCAGAUUUUUUAAAAAAUUAUAUUAAAAAAAUAGGCUUCUUAAAUAAAAAAAAUAAAUAAAA